AUGCGUGCACUCGCUGCAUUGCCAGCCCGCAUAACAAAAGCUGCCGCGGCUCCGUCCGCCCGGCGAGCGUUCAGCCAGCGCCCGGCGCCCCUCCGCGCACCGAUGGCCAUCAACGUCGACACACUACACCUCUGGGGUAACGCCUACGAGCAGCCGAUACAGGAAGACGGCAGUAGCAACAGCGCAGAAUUAUCCUCCGGGCUGUGGGCGCGGUCACAACAGUGGCUGGACUGGUCCCACUGGCACAUGCCCGACAAGACGAUUGCCGAGCGCUCUGCCCUGCUGGCGGCCACGAGCAGCAUCAGCGAGGCGCCGAGGAGGGCGGUCGCCACCGCCCAGGAGUCGCUCGUGGUGGCUACAAAGGAGACGCCUAGGCAGCCGCAGCCGACAGAGAGCGAGGAGGACGUCGAUGCCGACCGCUCGGACGACGAUCCCCUGCCGCCCGGGCUGCACCACCAGAUCAAGCUCCCGGCCGGGGAGGCGGGGCCGAAGCCGACGGAGUCAGAGGAGGACGUCAAUGCGGAUAGGUCGACGGAUGACCCUCUGCCGCCAGAGUCGCACCAUAAGAUAAGAUGA
Phaeoacremonium minimum UCRPA7 is the source of this 576-nucleotide messenger RNA. RefSeq lists its product as hypothetical. Lineage: Eukaryota; Fungi; Ascomycota; Sordariomycetes; Togniniales; Togniniaceae. The transcript has a single exon. The coding region runs from base 1 to 576 and encodes 191 amino acids. The record is from RefSeq and is a predicted model, not a curated record.